Larimichthys crocea (large yellow croaker) is the source of this 2598-nucleotide messenger RNA. RefSeq names its product C1q and TNF related 6b (gene c1qtnf6b). Bases 285 to 1013 code for a protein of 242 amino acids. The transcript is spliced from 3 exons. Gene Ontology annotation, molecular function: protein binding. Lineage: Eukaryota; Metazoa; Chordata; Actinopteri; Sciaenidae. The record is from RefSeq and is a predicted model, not a curated record.
GGGAGGGAUGGAGGGGAGAUGAUCACAGGAGGGAAAAGAAAGAAGAGAGGGGGGAUAUAAUGAGGGAGAAAGACUGGUGUUCUUUGAUGAGGGAGGGAGUAAAGGUGUGUGUGUGUGUGUGUGUGUGUGUGUAGGGAGAGAGAGGGAGUGUGUGUUUGGGAGAGAGAGAGAGAGAGAGAGAGAGAGAGGUUGCUCCUCACUAGUUCCUCCUCUCAGUCUGACACCAGCAGUCUGUUUUUUUCCUCCCUGCCGCUGUGGUGAAACUCCAUCAGGUUGUGACAGUCAUGUUGGCAGUAUGUGUGAGGUUGCUUUUGCUCCUCCCCCUGGUUUGCUGCGUCCCCUCCCCUUCCAGACCUCCUUCCAGACUCUGCAGGAGGUGCUGCGACCACACAGAGCCUCCAGCAGCCACAUCCCAAUAUCAGAUGCCUGAGGUCCGCACUGUCAUCAACAUGACCAUCCUCAAAGGUGAUAAAGGAGAGAAAGGUGAUAAGGGUACACCUGGCAAACCUGGCCUAGAGGGACCUCCUGGCCAUCGAGGACCAAUUGGCCUUAAAGGCAGCAAAGGCCUGGUUGGUGCCCCUGGAGAUGCCUGCAAGAUCCCUCAUUCUUCCUUCUCAGUGGGACGUCGCAAGUCCCUGCACAGUGUGGACUACUACCAGGCGCUGGUGUUCGACACAGUGUUCGUCAACAUCCACGAGCACUUCAACAUGUUCAAGGGCAAGUUCUACUGCUAUGUGCCAGGAGUCUACUUCUUCAACAUCAACAUCCACACCUGGAACUUUAAGGAGACCUACCUCCACCUGAUGCACAACGACAAAGAGCAGGUGAUCCUGUAUGCUCAGCCCAGUGAGAGGUCCAUCAUGCAGAGCCAGAGUGUCAUGCUGAAUCUGGCUCUGAAUGACGAGGUCUGGGUUCGUCUGUACAAGAGGGAGAGGGAGAACGCAGUUUACAGUGACGACGUAGAUGUUUACAUCACCUUUAAUGGAUACCUGGUGGCACCUAGCAUCCAGUGAAAAUGGGACAGCGGGAAUAAUAAGAGUGGCAGAAUCUCUGGGUCGGAUUAAUGCUUUUUUUUUUUUUUUUUGCCAUGGAUACUUUUUUAUGCCAAGAAAGGAAAUGUACUCGGACGACAAUUCAAGUUUGGUGCUUAUUAAAUAUUCCUUUCAUCCUGGAGAGGAUCUUACUGUGCUUUUUUAAUGAUGACUGCCCAAAAAUAUUAGAAUCUAAAGGAACGAUAAAAAAGAGGAAGGUAGCAGAGUGCACAGUUAGGAACAAAUGUUAAAUUACUUCCUUUGCACUAGAAAUACACUUUUGUACAAAGUACAUUUGUUCCUACUUCUGUGCUGUACUAGUUUUUACUCUUGGUUCACUCCUUUCAGGGACUAUGUGUUGAAACACACAUUGUAUCACUUAUCAGGAGUCAUAAAUCUGUGCAAUCAGUUAUGUAUUUGUGCCAUGGUGCUUCUCAACAGGUAUAGAGUUUCUGUUUGAUUAAAAUACACAAAGACAUACAAACGUUUCCUUUGUACCUUGUAGAAUAACGUUUACCUUAAAAGGGUUAUUUCACUACAAAUUGCAAAAAAUAACCCCUGAUGGUUUCUAGCCAUGCGAACAGUUAAUCUUUGAGGUAUCUCUGAAAACUUCUUUUGUCACCCUGAUAUAAUAAUGUUACACAGUGAUGCAUUUAAGUACUGAAAGACAUUUUUCCACCUAAUGUGCCUCAGCCUAGAGGUUUUCACAGAUCUUUUCAAUUCUGAGGAUCUGGGACAGAAUCUGGUCCAAAUUAUAUUCAUGUGGGUGAGGUAGGGUCUCUCUUUACUGCCACAGGUCUUCAUAUGUCUGGAUGGAUGUGAGCAUGCUCUGAUCAUGCAGUACAUAAUCAAUGUGAAAGAAAAUAUUUUUCGAAAUCAGUAACCGAUCUAAACAGACAUUAAAUUGGUUAGAAAAUCAUCUUCUGGCGACAGUCACCCAAUUGGCUGCAGAAUGUUUUAUUGUUCAUUCAGGAGGUGUACUUUAAAUCAAUGUGGAGCAUUUGAAUUAGUUUAAAACAGUACUAUUAUGUUGCUGUUCUUUUCAACCAUGGUUGCCAUCAUCCAUCUGCUGCUGCUCGUGUUGCUGACCACAUUUUAGAUCAGGUCUAAUUAUUCACUGGUGUAUUGGAUUGAUUCUGACGCCCCUUCAGAUUAAAUGUACACACAUUGAUCCUGCCCUCCUCAUGUGUUCAGUUCUAACCCUCAAGUCUCUUCCUACAUACAUCAUAAUCUACCAAACUAUAGACACACAUUUUGUUUGUGGUGUAUUUAAAAUUGCAUUUAAAAAUCUCAUCAGCAGAGCCUAUUUCCAGACAGUAAUGUGGUUUCUUUACUGUCUGUUUUCUACAAGAGAAAUAGUCCCAGUGAAAACUGUCAAGAGUGAAACCUCUAAACAUUAUAAAACCAAAAUGAACUGCAAACUGGGGUUAUGCUAAGGGGGGACAUGCUGUUUAAUUGUAUUUUUUUUUUGCAAUUUUAGUGAACUGACCCUAACCCUAACCCUUUAAACACACAUAUAUCCCAACAUAUCAAAAUGAAAAAUAAAGGUGCUUCAUUGCUAAAUGCA